CCUCCGUCUCCAUCCUCCUCCUCCUUCUCCUCCUCCUGCAUCCACGCUGUGAUCUCCAUCUACUUUGCGCACAAACCGUCAGCUUGAAGGACUUUCUUUUUCUUUUCUUCCACCACCUCCUUCUUCCAUCCAAGCGGAUUGUUAAACGAAGAGAUUUUCUUUUUUUUUCUUUUUUUUUCUUUGAGCUGCGCCGCCGGGGCUGCUGAGGAUCGAAGAAAAAACCCACGACAGGUGAAAGAAAGGAGCGUUUACGACGCUGCGGUACAGAUGAUUGAACACUUUGAGCAUUAACUCAGCGCAAAUCUUCCGGCAGCGGCGACAUAUAAGACGACCAGAGAGGCUGGCACACUUUGGAAACAACUAAACUUGAACGAAUAUCGCGAAAAAACACUGCGCUAUUUCCACCUCUAACUGGGUUUUCCAAGGAAGAUGUGACCUUUUUUUUCUUCUUUUGCGUACAGGCAAAGGAGCACUGCUUUUCCACCAGUUUGCUCGAUCCUGACAUGCCUUUUUGUGGGAUUACACGCGGAGAUAUGAGCACAGGAUUGUGAAAUAAUCUCAUCUUUUCCCUUUUUUUCAUUAUUAUUGUGAUUAUUUCUCUCCAUAAAGAGGAAGUGCUCUGUUUUUCUUCUUCAAUGGCUCCGGUGUCAAGGUUGGCAAGGCGCAAAGAUGCCAGUCGCUGGCCGAGGAUGUCGUCAACUUUCUGGGCUGUGGUGCUUCUGACAGCGCUGCUGCUUCUCUAUUGCGGCCAGCUGGCAGCGGGGACAUGUGAGAUUGUGACGCUGGACAGGGACAGCAGCCAACCACGGCGGACCAUCGCCAGGCAGACGGCCCGCUGUGCCUGCAAGAAGGGCCAGAUCGCUGGAACUACAAGAGCCAGACCCGCCUGUGUGGACGCUGGCAUUGUUCGGAAAAAGCAGUGGUGUGAGAUGGUGCCAUGUUUGGAGGACGAAGGCUGUGACCUGUUAGUCAAUAAAUCUGGCUGGACUUGUACACAGCCCGGAGGCCGAGUCAAAACCACCACGGCUCUAUGACGCGACAAGAGUCCCCCUCGACACUCUUGCACUAUGGAGAGCAUUGAUGACCCCUUGACAGACAGCCAAAAUCCACCUACCAACACCACCACCACCACCACCACCAUCACAACAGCUCCACCUUUACCCUGGUCCCGCAAAGGCAGGAAGCAACACAAGGGCCUUAUGGAGGCAACAAGGUCUCAUAACACAGCCAGCGACGGGAAAACCAGGGAGUGACUGUUUGAGGGAGUGUUGCUCUCCCCUGUACACUGGAUAAACUGGCUAUAAAACACUUCCUAUUUCCUGUGACCGGCUCCCUCCUGCUAUCUGUCGUUGGGUCAACAUGUUGCGUCCACCUCCUCUCCACUGUAUCUGCCUGCUCUGUGAAAUUAGCAGCACCUGCUCGCGCCACGGAGGAAUCGGACACCUUAAAAUCCCACGAGUGGUUCUUUUUUGCCUCAUUGGAAGUCCACUGUUUGGAGCUGCUAACCGCAAUUAAAUAAGGGAUUCCCCACGUCUCUUCUCCUAGACUCUAGUGCAGGAGUUGCAGAGGAUAGACGGGAUCAUUUACAGACCAAACCCUGUUGCUUCUCGGACCAUCUCGCGAGGCCGUCAAAAAAAAAAACUGAGCGCUCUCUGCUGUGAAUAGGCCUUCUGCUGGAGUAAACCUCCCAUAUUUUUAUAGACCAAAGAGCAAAAACAACAAAUAUGAUCAUUGCGAUGGAGAGGACCAUCCGGUAAAGACACAAAGACACUUUGUGGACAUGAUUCUUGUGUCGCCACCGACCGACGACUGCCCACAUGGAGACACAAACCGAACCUUUGGGACCCGGUGGCAUACAAUCAAAGGAGUACUUUUGAAAACCUUUCCAGACAGUUUUUUUUCUCAGACUAAGCCCACCACUGUAUUUUGGACCUGGAAGAUAUAGGUACUACAUACGUAUAACUGUGUAUCAAAAAAAUCUGAUUUGCAUUUUUCAGUAGCUACGGUUGGGACAUCUUGCAGGAAGGAUUGUCGGGUUGGAAAAAGGAAUCAUAUCAAAGAGAUGAUAAAUAUCUACAGAGAGUAUAAGUGCUGUUGAGUCUGAUGAGAAAGAGUAAAGAAAUGUCAUUAAAUGUAUUUUGAAAGGCCCUAAAAAGUUAUAUAUUUAACAGUUUUAUAUGUUGUACCUUUGUAGAGAUGCUUAUUGGACUUAAAAUGUGGUCACAAUGGCAGUUUAGUAGGAUGUGAACAAAUGCUGUUGUUCUCAUGACUGCUGGCUCGUAGUCCCAGGUUUUUCUGUUCACACCUCAGUAGCCGCUUUCUUUUCAUGGUCAUCUACAAGUCACUGUCUAUCAGAACCAUUCAUGGGAAAAAAAAAAGGAAAGUGACACAAUUUAUCGAGGACUGAUCUGCAGCCAACUGAACAUUGUAAAUCUAUGGUAGUCAGUGGAAGCCAUUGAAAUCUGCUAAUUUGCUAUGAUAUUGUAUUGUACACGGUGUGGAAUACUGACUCAUUUCCUCUCUA
This is a messenger RNA of Amphiprion ocellaris (clown anemonefish), 2524 nucleotides long. RefSeq names its product chemokine-like protein TAFA-5. Gene Ontology annotation, biological process: G protein-coupled receptor signaling pathway. Bases 636 to 1034 code for a protein of 132 amino acids. Gene Ontology annotation, molecular function: receptor ligand activity; G protein-coupled receptor binding. The record is from RefSeq and is a predicted model, not a curated record. NCBI's taxonomy places the organism in Eukaryota, Metazoa, Chordata, Actinopteri, Pomacentridae. The transcript has 5 exons.